GUUGUCCAUUUCAACAAGUUAUGAGGGUGGACAUGGUCAUGUGCACUGCAGUGCAGUGCAGUGAUGAAGAGGAUAAGGGACGACGAAAAUUCUUCGCAAGAGGCGUGCAUGGGCACUCCCCAUGUGCAAUCAUGAAGAGGUUGCAUGACAGGCGAAGCUUCUUCCGGCCAGCCGCCGCGCUCCAGAAUUCAACGGCCAAGACUAGCGCACGCUUAAAUUGUUCCAUAAAAUGGCGGCACUCGGCGCCUCGGGUCAUUCAUCCAACCAUGUCCACGCUGAGAGCGCGGUGUGCGACGGCCGUCCUGGCCGUCGUCCUGGCGGCGGCCGCGGUCACGCCGGCCACGGCCGAGCAGUGCGGCUCGCAAGCCGGCGGCGCCAAGUGCGCCGACUGCCUGUGCUGCAGCCAGUUCGGGUUCUGCGGCACCACCUCCGACUACUGCGGCCCCCGCUGCCAGAGCCAGUGCACUGGCUGCGGUGGCGGCGGCGGCGGGGUGGCCUCCAUCGUGUCCAGGGACCUCUUCGAGCGGUUCCUGCUCCAUCGCAACGACGCAGCGUGCCUGGCCCGCGGGUUCUACACGUACGACGCCUUCUUGGCCGCCGCCGGCGCGUUCCCGGCCUUCGGCACCACCGGAGACCUGGACACGCGGAAGCGGGAGGUGGCGGCCUUCUUCGGCCAGACCUCUCACGAGACCACCGGCGGGUGGCCCACCGCGCCCGACGGCCCCUUCUCAUGGGGCUACUGCUUCAAGCAGGAGCAGGGCUCGCCGCCGAGCUACUGCGACCAGAGCGCCGACUGGCCGUGCGCACCCGGCAAGCAGUACUAUGGCCGCGGCCCCAUCCAGCUCACCCACAACUACAACUACGGACCGGCGGGCCGCGCAAUCGGGGUGGACCUGCUGAACAAUCCGGACCUGGUGGCCACGGACCCGACAGUGGCGUUCAAGACGGCGAUAUGGUUCUGGAUGACGACGCAGUCCAACAAGCCGUCGUGCCAUGACGUGAUCACGGGGCUGUGGACUCCGACGGCCAGGGAUAGCGCAGCCGGACGGGUACCCGGGUAUGGUGUCAUCACCAACGUCAUCAACGGCGGGAUCGAAUGCGGCAUGGGGCAGAACGACAAGGUGGCGGAUCGGAUCGGGUUCUACAAGCGCUAUUGUGACAUCUUCGGCAUCGGCUACGGGAAUAACCUCGACUGCUACAACCAAUUGUCGUUCAACGUUGGGCUCGCGGCACAGUGAGAUGGAUUUUCGGUGAUGCGCUUUCAGUGGGAGGAGACGUUUCCGUCGACUACGAGGCGCCUACGGUGACUUUGUAAAUUUCAAGAUGAUAUGCCGACUCAGUCUCUCGAAGGUGCUCAUAGGGGUAAGGUGUGCGUGUGUAUGUUCAUAGGGAUGAGCGUAUGCGCAUAUGUAUGAGCGCUUGCGUUUGUACUAUGUUAAAAAACACUUAUUUGAGACGGCUGAAGUACUCUACUAAUUUUGCUAAUAAAUUGACGAGUGUUUAGAGCAGAAAUGAAUUUACUUGCCCAUUUCUUUACUUCAAA
This is a messenger RNA of Triticum aestivum (bread wheat), 1543 nucleotides long. RefSeq names its product basic endochitinase A. Gene Ontology annotation, molecular function: chitin binding; chitinase activity. The record is from RefSeq and is a predicted model, not a curated record. The transcript has 3 exons. Lineage: Eukaryota; Viridiplantae; Streptophyta; Magnoliopsida; Poales; Poaceae. Bases 21 to 1238 code for a protein of 405 amino acids. Gene Ontology annotation, biological process: cell wall macromolecule catabolic process; chitin catabolic process; defense response to fungus.